AUGACAUCGGCCUUGCUAGAUGGCAGGAUGCAGGGUGACAACGGACUGCUAAGCGAUGGUGGGACUGCGCGCGACGAUGGCAAGAUGAGUGACGAUUGGGGUAUCGCCAUGGCAACGAUUAGUGGGAGUGUGGGACUAGGAGCGGGAGGACAAAGGCGACGGUGGGGAAGCCGAGCAGGGUGGCGACGAGUGACGAUUGGCUGA
This is a messenger RNA of Linum trigynum, 204 nucleotides long. Lineage: Eukaryota; Viridiplantae; Streptophyta; Magnoliopsida; Malpighiales; Linaceae. The record is from the annotation of a GenBank genome assembly.